Molecule: messenger RNA, 2227 nt
Organism: Cottoperca gobio
Lineage: Eukaryota; Metazoa; Chordata; Actinopteri; Perciformes; Bovichtidae
Gene: bag4
Product: BCL2 associated athanogene 4
Exons: 5
Coding region: 196-1344 (382 amino acids)
Biological process (GO): protein stabilization
Cellular component (GO): nucleus; cytosol; cytoplasm
Molecular function (GO): protein-folding chaperone binding; adenyl-nucleotide exchange factor activity
Source: RefSeq, a predicted model, not a curated record
GAUUUCCCGAGCUCGGUGCAAUUCAAUCAUUUCCUGAAUCAAUCAGGCCGAUCUCUACUGUGGAAAAAAACGGCGAUAUUGAUGUUAACAGUUUGGCCCAGCUGACGGCUCAGAUAAGUAACGUUACACUUGUUAAAGCUUUUGUUUUUUACAAUGGCAGAUAACAGGACGGUUGCUGGGGAGCGCGCUUAGCGGAUGCAUCAUCAUCAAAUGCAGUCAAAUCGGCCCUCGACUUGCAACUCGGAAAAUACUAACGGGAACUGGAAUAACACCAUGGAUGCUCCUCAGUAUCCAGGCUACCCUUCACACUACUGGUAUCCUCAGUCUCAUUCUGCAGGGCACUAUGCAAACACCUAUCCCUCGGGAUCAGAUGUUCAGCCACAGUACAAUCCACAGGUAAUGCCUGGAGGUUAUCCAAAUGGCCAUGGUGUCUACAGCCCACCACAGAAUCAAUAUUCAACAAGUGGCUUCCACCCAUCCAACCCUUUCUACUGUGCGGACACUCAGAGACCGGCUCUAGGUCAGUAUCCUAACCAGGGCUGUCCAGCGGAGCAGAGCAGUGGGCCGUCUGGGCAGCCACACGCUCAACACCAACAUCAUCACUAUCCUGGUCCACACUGUCAAGGGGGUCCUGGAUAUCCUCCUGGAGCGUAUCCUCACUACAGUGAAGGAGGUCAUGCAAUGCCUUCAAACCCCCCAUACCCCACUGGCCAACCUCACCACCAAAACCCCGAGGCAUGGGCGCACUCUGGAGCGUAUGCCCCCCCACAGCCGCAAUGGCAGCCAGGCCAGCAACCUCCACAAAACCACUACGGAAAUCCUGUCCGUCCAGCGCAUCCUCCAGCAUGGCCAGGGACUGGAACUGGUGCUCCACCACCUUACCAACCCAAGGACCAACAGCAUCAACGUGCCCAACAAGUGGGACCUAAACCCAGGCCGACCCCAUCCCUGAAUCCCCCCAAUGGAAAGCCAGCCGAAAUAUGUUCACCUCCCCAAAUGUACAACAAAACUGGGAGAGGGGAGCCUCCGCCAGGUGAGCCUCUGCCCUCGGCCCCGGCCCAAGCUCCAAGCCAGGCUGGACCUCAUCCGCUGAGCGAUAACCCCAGCCUCGCGAAGGUCCAAUAUGUCAUGGCCAGAAUGCUACUGCUUCAGGAAGAUGUUGAUGAGUUUGUUGGCAGAAAGUCAGACAAGAGUUAUCGUUGUCUGGAGGAACUGCUGACCAAAGAGCUGCUGGUGCUAGACUCUGUGGAGACUCAGGGACAGGAGACUGUCCGGCAAGCCCGAAAGGAGGCUGUGCAGCGGAUCCAGGCUAUUCUGGACCGGCUGGAGAAGAAAGCCUUCUGAACUGGACUUAUUUACUGGUUUGUGGGUCUCUAAGUCUUGCUGUUUUUCUUCUUCCAGAGCUCUCUCUCUCUCUCUGUCGCUCUCUCUCUCUCUCUCUCUCUCUCUCUCUCUGUCGCGCUCUCUCUCUGUCGCUCUCCCUCUCUGGUACAUGGAACCAACCUUGUAAAGCUUAAUUAUGCUGGUAUAAGUGAUAUGAUGGUGUUAGAAGUGUAGACUGAUGGUUGUACAUAUCAUAAGUGACUUUGAAUCUCAGUGAGUGACUCUGCUGGCUACACAACCUGACUCUCUUACUCAGCUCAUCUGUCAUGCCUUUGCCAGCAUAAUGCAGGGCUGAGUCACCGAAAGAUCAAUUUAUUCAGAUUUUCGUCAUGCUGUCCUUCAGGAUUGUGGGUCGAUUUUAGACUGAUCCUACAUCUAACAACACGUGAACUUCAUUAGCCGUCUAUUGUUACGUCUCAUAGUCCGCAUGAUUUUGUCUUCACCCCCCGAUUAGAGGCCAUAGACUUAGUUGCCCAUCGUCCCGUCUCCAUGUCUCUGCAGGAAGAGGUGCAAUGCUUUCCUUUUUUAAAUUGUGCCCCCAGGCCUGCAUGCACUGUAAUGUCAGACAAACACUCGAUAAAGUCAUGACAUCUCAAAGCUUAUAAUUGGGCGUAGAGCGUUGCAGAUUAGUGAGAGCCCCCUCAAGAUUGCUGUCCUCAUUAUUCCAUCUUUUGGAUGAAAUUUCUUCCUAAAUGCGGACCUAGAAUCAGACCUACAUAUGAAUGCCAUGUAUUUUACUCUAGGAACUACUGUUAUUACAGAAACGUAAGGAAAAGUUUAAGAAUUACUUGAAAAGCUGUUGAAUUAUGUUCUUUUUAUCCCGUUUUGAACUAUAUAUAUAUAU